AUGUUCAGAUUCCGCGUUUACAGAAGGAAGACCUUGUUCCUAGGGAAGAGGUUCCUAAGGAACAGGUUCCAAGUUCAGAUUCCGGGUUUAGGGAGGAAGAAUUCGUUAUUAAGGAAGAUGUUCCUAAUGUUAGGGUUUAGGAAGGAAGACUUUGUUCCUAGUGUUGAUAUUCCUAAGGAACAGGUUCCAGGUUUAGGUUUGGCGUUUAGGGAAGAAAAUUUUGUUCCUAAGGAAGAUGUUCCUAAGGGAGAGGUUCCUAGGGUCGAUGUUUGUAAGGAACAGGUUUCUUGUUCAGAUUCGGGGUUUAGGGAGGAAGACAUUUUUUUUGAUGAAGAGUUUGAUCCUAAGGAACAGGUCCUUACGGAACAGAUUCCAUGUGCAGAUUCCGGGUUUAGGAUUGAUAAGAAGCAAUUUGUAGCGAAAUUGUGGAUGCUAAUCCUUGGAUUAGUAUUUGAGGAGUGUGAAAUGGAAGAAAAUGUUCAUGACAAAGAAUUGCAUUUAGAUCAUUUAUUACAAAAUACACUUUGA
Molecule: messenger RNA, 528 nt
Organism: Plasmodium coatneyi
Lineage: Eukaryota; Apicomplexa; Aconoidasida; Haemosporida; Plasmodiidae
Product: Pvstp1
Exons: 3
Coding region: 1-528 (175 amino acids)
Source: RefSeq, a predicted model, not a curated record